CAAUCCCUGGUCAGGGAACUAUGAUCCUGGCUUGGCCAAAAAAAAAAAAAAAAGCCCCCAAACUGAUGACAUUCUUUGAAAACAAAACAAGGUACCUUAUGGGUCCAGCAUUUAGCAUAACAAAGGAGAGAAGUCUAUUGGAGUGAAGUUUCCAGAUAAUAGUCCUCCUCUCCUGUGCACUUCUCUUUACAGUUUACAAAGCAAACACCUUUAAAUUUGAAACUUACAACAAAGGAUCAAGCCCUAGAGGUAGCCAUGGUCAUAUUCAUUUUACAGAUGGGGAAACUGAGGCACAUCAAGGUCCCAAGGCCAUACUGUGAGUUAGUAGUGGAGCUGGGUGGGAACCCAGUCCUUCUGGCUCCCAGUAAGAAACACUGUGUCCUCCUCCUGGCCCUUAAAGCUGUGUUUGGGCUUCUUUCUAAGCAGAAAGUCCUGCCUUUCUAACCACCUGAGUUCAGUUUUUCCUCUUGGCCACAAUUGGGGACCAUUGUCCUGAUCCUCUGCUUCCACCGCUGUUGCUCUGUUCUGAUCGAUGUUUACUUUUCUGGUCUCCUUCCUCGGCCACCAUUCAGGCUCCUGGACUGGUGAAAGAAUGAGGGGGAGAGGGAGGUGUCAAGGAUGUCUGGGGUUCUGGCUUGUGCUAGUGGAUGGAUGGAGAUGACUGGGGAGGGCAGGUUUGGGGUAUAAAAGUAUAAACAUGGAGUUAGACCUGUUGAAUUUAAGGAUUUGUGAGAUGGCCAAGAAAUAUCAUGAUUGUAUAUAUGGAUGACAUUCACAGUGAUACUCAGAAGAUAUAAGACCUGCAGCUUUGGGUGUGAGGAGAAGCAGUGGGUCAGGGGAGUGUGGGCAGUGGAGUGUGGAUCCAUGGGUAUGUGCUCCUUGCCUCUGGUGUGCUUCUCCCAUAGGGGGCACUAGGGGGCAGCACUCAACGGCAGAAAUUGCCAGAACUUCAGAGUCACAGGAUCUAAGUUGGAGUCCUAGAUAUACCCCUGUUCAGCAGCAGUGUGAACUUAUCUCUUUGAACCUCAGCGUUUCUCAACCUAAAAUGGGAUUCAUGUGAGGUAGUACAGAGCGGUGUUUCAGAGUUUGAACUCUGGAGCCAGGGAGCCUGAAUUUAUGUCCCAAUUCUGCCACUUGCUAGCUGUGUGACUUUGACCACAUUACUGAACUUCUCUGUGCCUCAGACGCCUUGUCCACAAUGUUAAAGUAGUAAUAGUUUCAUGUGGUGAUUACUACAGAGGCCAGCACAUGGUAAUUAAAUGACAGCUAUUUUAUUUUAACCCCUUCUUCCUGCCCCCUCUCUGCCUCCCCAGCUAUUCUGGGGCCAGGACUCUCAGAGGCCAGACCACUGCCUCUGAGAAUAAGCAGGAGAACACAUUACUAUGACUGACCAUAAUCAUCUGUUAUGUGUUAGGUAUAUUAUGAGCCUUAUUCCCAUUUAAUCCUCACAAUAACUCAGUGAAUAUAGAUCCCAGCUCCUUAUUUUAUAGCUAAGAAAACAGAGGUUCAGAGAUUUAAGCCUCUUGCCCAAGUUCACACAACUAGUUAAGGGGCAGAGCCCAGAACUGAGCCCAAGUUCUUUCUGUUCAGAGCCUGAGCUCUUUGCAGUGUCUCCUCGGGAUACCACUGAAACUGGGCUCUGGAGAAUGCCCCAGGCCCCAGCAGAAUGGGGGAAUUCUCCCCUCAAGAAUUCCCUUCUGUAAUCAGCUCUAAUUCUACUUACCAUACCUCUCUUUCCCAGAUAUAAUUUCCUGGAAUUCUGAAUGGCAUAAAUGGAAUGGAACCACCUGAAAGGGAACCCCAUGGGAAUAGAAUGGUGGAGGAUGAACAGAAUUGGAACAUGGAAGUUGAGGCUGUCUUGGCUCUUCUGAUUGGUCAGUCUGUCUAUAUUUGUCAAACAGUGGGCCAAUGACCAUUCAGAGUUGCCUCUCCCCUUUCCUUCUUUGGCUAAAGGAUGGUGUUCCUGGAGGCUGGAUAGAACCAGGGGAGUCCUGGAGUUAUGCUGGGGAAUGUUGGACAAGUAAGCUGGGCUCUGGGCUGGGCUGAUAAUGUGGUUAGAGGUGUAGUUGGAGCUGGGCUAUAAGUGCUCUUGGAACUCUAGGUUGGGCUGUUGAGAGGGAGACCCCAGGUCCACCUGACACUGGGGGAAUUACUGGGGCUCCCUGGCUUUAGUUUGCAUGGCACCCAGUUGCUAGGCCUGGAGGGAGCUGCAGGCUAAGAAGCCAUCCUGUACCAGGUUGAGCCGGUGGCUGCUUCUUUGGUUCUGAAUUUGGUUCUAAGCUCUAGUAGAGGUAUUUUCUGCAGCGUCCUCAUGCUGGAAGAAACUUCAUCCAACUCCUUCAGUUUACUGAUGAGGAAAUAAGGCUCCUGAAGAGAAUGGCUUUAGCUGAGGUCACAUAGUGAAUAAACAGUGGGCCCUGGAGGAGGUGGUGUCAAGACAGGCUCGGUUCAAAUCCUGCCUUUACCACCUAGUGCUUUGUGAGCUGGGGCAGCAACCCAGCCUCUCUGGGCUUUAGUUUCCACAACAGUAAAAUCUAUUCAUUCAGCCCUUCUCUUGCCUAGCCUCUACCUCACCCCCGGUACUGCUCCCUCACUCUCUUACACACAUUCACACACAACACAACACACACACAACACACACACACAGCGGCUGGGACACACAUAGCCGAUGCUGAGUCUCCCGGUCCCUCACAGGGAACAAUAGGCAGCUCUGGCCACUGAACACCACCCCCAAUUUCUGGCUCUCUCCCCCCGCCCCCAGCCAGUCUCACAUCCCCUAUUAAGCCUUCCCAGAGAGGCCCCAGCUAGAAGGCUGUCUCCCUGAGUUACCGCAGAAGGCUGUCUCAGCCCUCCUCUGAUGCUUUCCCUCUCCCAAGACAGGAGCUCCUGGAGAGUAAAGUCUAGUCUGAUUCAUCUCUGAGUUCCCAGCACCCAGCUCAGGACAGGGUCCAAGGGCUAUGGCUGGGAAUGUUUGUGGGAGGAGUAAGUGGAGGAAGCCCCUCCAACUCCUCCCCUUUCUUGGGAGCCCCCCCAAACCACUGAUGUGGCAGAAAGAACCCUGGAGUGGGGGCUUACAUAGACCUAGGAUGAAAACUCAGCCCAGACUCUUCCUAACUGUGGGUACGUGGGACAUGACCUCACUUCUCCAAGCCUCAGUUCCCUCUUCUAUAAGUAGCCUUUCUGGGAUGUGGAUGUUUAAGCUGAGAACUGGAAGACUUAGACAGAAAGACCUAGAGGAAGAGUCUUCUGGGCAGAGUAAGGAGCUGGUGCAAAUGGCGCAAGAUGGAGAUGAGAUUGGCAUGUUCGAGAAACAGAAAGGAAGCUAGCAUUGCUGGAGUGCAUUGAGCAAGGGGAGCGUGACUGGUGGUGCGGUGGAGACGUGGCGGGCACUGGACUGCACAGGGCUCAAAGGCCACUGAAGAGUCUGUCUUUUAAUCUAAGUGAUAUAGGAAGUAACUGGAGGGUCUCAAGUGGGGGGUGGUGACUUGAUCUGGCUAAUACCCCAGAAGUUUCACUCUGGUCCCUGUAUGAUGAUUGCUGGAGAGUAAGAGUGGAGGCAGGGAGUCCAGUGAGGAGGCUUUGGGAAUAAUCCAGGUGAGAGUGACAGUGGCCUGGACCAGGGUGUGCCUGGGAAGGAGGUGAGAAGUGGCCGGAUACAUGAUAUAUUCUGGAUGUGGACCCCACAGGACUGGAUGUGCCAGACAUUGGCAGAGAGGGCUCAGGAUGGCCCUUGGUUCAGUUAUCUAUUGCUGAGAAAUAAACCACCCCAAAACCUAGUGGCUUAAAAUGAUAUAUUAUUUCUAAAAAUUCUGUGGUUCAGUGGGGGUCAGCUGGCUAAUUCUGCUGGUUUUGCCUGGUGUCGCUUAUGGGGCUGCAUUCAGCUGGGAGCAGCGGGGGCUCAAUUACCAUGAGGGCAUCGCCUCUCUCAGGACCUCUCAUCACCUGGUCUCUUACCAUUCAGAAGUCUGCCUCACAGCUCCACGAGUACGUGCCUCAGGAUGGCCCGUACUACGGAUCCACUGGCAAAGGAGAUCUUUAAAGGAGUUUGAGUAGCUGAACUGUGAGCAUUUUUUGGAACAUAUUUUGUGUUUGAGAAGAAGAGCACAAGCCAAGAUGUCAGGCAAACAAUGAACAAGAAAUUCCCCUUCAUCUUGGAAGUUUAUUACAAAUCCAUUGAACAUUCUGGAAUGUUACACAAUCAAGAGCAAGGUCAAGAAAAGUGGCUUAGCAGCAAAAAUUAGAAAUUUGACCAUCGAUCAAGGUUUGCCCUAUUUCAUAGUAUCAGGCAAGAUUAAAAUUCCAAAAUUGACAUGGGUGGAUUUUAGAAUAUUUCAGGUUAAAUGUAAAUUCUAACUAAGCCAGAGGUUUUGUUCUUUGGACUAACUGUGAAGAAAUUGAUGGAAGGUUUGUUUAUUAUAAAUGGAGUUUUGUUCACUACUCAAAAUAAAGUGGUUCUCCUUAAAAAAAAAAAACUCCCCUAUGAUUCUGAAUACAUAAA
This is a messenger RNA of Aethalodelphis obliquidens (Pacific white-sided dolphin), 4498 nucleotides long. RefSeq names its product protein CEBPZOS-like. NCBI's taxonomy places the organism in Eukaryota, Metazoa, Chordata, Mammalia, Artiodactyla, Delphinidae. The transcript has a single exon. The record is from RefSeq and is a predicted model, not a curated record.